AAGAGCUUGUGGAAGGGAUGAACGUAUUUAAAUACUCCUUUUCCCCACUGUUAUUUACGAUAGUAGAUAGACAUUAGACAGCUGUUUUAUUUGUGUAUAAGCAUACGUAAUUAUUGUGCUUUGUUCCGUUAAAUCCUUCUGUGAUAAUUUAGGAUAUUUAGGCUUCAAAAUGAAGUAUUUAAUCGUACUGGCUGCUAUUGUAGUUGGAAUUCAAGCGGUAUCAUUUUUCGACCUAGUGCAAGAACAAUGGAGGUCUUUCAAGGCAACACACAACAAAGAAUACGAGAAUGAGACUGAAGAAAAAUUCCGCAUGAAAAUUUAUAUGGAAAAUGUCCGUAAAAUUGAAAUACACAACCAACGUUACGCAAACAACCUAACCAAUUACAAAUUAGGAGUUAAUAAAUUCGCUGAUAUGCUGCAUCACGAGUUUGUACAUAUAAUGAACGGAUUUAAUAGAACCAAUCGGUUGACUGCCGCCCACGCUUUGCCCGACAAGCAUGGAUCUGACGGAAUCACCUUCAUUCCUCCUGCACACGUGGAAUUACCGAAAUCGGUUGAUUGGAGAACGAAGGGGGCUGUAACAGAGGUUAAGGAUCAAGGCCAUUGCGGAUCUUGCUGGAGUUUCAGUGCAACUGGAGCGUUGGAAGGCCAACAUUUCCGACAAACUGGAAAACUUGUUAGUUUAAGUGAACAAAAUUUGAUCGAUUGCUCAACUAAGUUUGGUAAUAAUGGUUGUAACGGUGGAUUGAUGGACAAUGCGUUUAGAUACAUAAAAGCAAACCAUGGUAUUGAUACUGAAGAAUCAUACCCUUACGAAGCUGAAGAUGAUAAAUGUCGUUAUAAUCCCAAAAACUCAGGUGCUACGGACAGAGGGUAUGUUGAUAUCGAAUCUGGAAAUGAAGAGCAACUGAAGUCUGCCGUUGCUACUGUUGGGCCUGUAUCAGUUGCCAUUGACGCUGCCCAUCAGUCGUUCCAAUUUUAUGCAGAAGGAGUGUAUGAUGAACCCGAAUGUAGUACAUCCCAAUUAGACCAUGGUGUGCUGGCUGUCGGAUACGGUACCUCAGAGGAUGGACACGAUUAUUGGAUUGUUAAGAAUUCAUGGGGUCCAUCAUGGGGCAAACAGGGAUAUAUUUUAAUGGCUCGAAACAACGAAAAUCAAUGUGGCAUUGCAACACAGGCCAGUUAUCCUUUAGUUUAAGUUUAGCUUUUGUUAGAAUAUGCUUGUGUAAUGUAAGUUUUCCAAAAAUAUUGUACAUUUUAGCAAUAGGAAAUGUUUAUUUGUAUUAAUAAUUGAGAUUUUGAAAUAAAAGCACAAUAUGAAAGUUGA
This is a messenger RNA of Photinus pyralis (common eastern firefly), 1327 nucleotides long. Its product is annotated as cathepsin L-like. Gene Ontology annotation, cellular component: lysosome. Lineage: Eukaryota; Metazoa; Arthropoda; Insecta; Coleoptera; Lampyridae. Gene Ontology annotation, biological process: immune response. The coding region runs from base 170 to 1198 and encodes 342 amino acids. The record is from RefSeq and is a predicted model, not a curated record. The transcript has 4 exons. Gene Ontology annotation, molecular function: cysteine-type endopeptidase activity.